AUGGCCGACUAUUUCGAGUGAGUUUUUUGGCUUUUUUCGUCGUUCUUGGAAGUGUUGUGAGCGUAGGCGUUUCCCGUAUUUGUACAUGAUUGGCGUGAUUGUGGUUGGUUGUAUUUGGAAUUUUCUGAAUAUUGUAUUUUAUGUUAUAUUUUAUAUUAUUAUUAUUGAUUUUGUGGUGAUAACGAUCAAUAACAACAAAAUUAGCAUCAACAAUGCUAUGAAUAUUUUAAAAACAUUACCUAAACACUAACCCAGUCUCUAAUAUAAUAAAAAGCACUAUACUAACACUAAUAUAAUAAUACCAUACGUUUUUUACAAUCAAAAUUUUUGUUAUUAACAUUUUGUUUUUUAUAACAUAAUUUAUAUCGUAAUAACCUUUUUAAGUUGUUUUAUUUGUCUAAAAAUUAAACCCUUACAAACGAGGUAUUUUACAAAAUCUAACACAUACAAACACUUCUUUUUAUUAAAGAACUAACUCAACACCAAACGAGUCUACUACAAUAUAACUAGAAUCCACAAAAAGCGAAAUUUCUACGCCAAAACUUAACUUUAUCAGCCCAAUCUUGUGCUUAAAAUCUUCCUUACAAUUUAAUUUCCCUAACACUUCCAAUUACACCUUCAAAAAACAAAAAUCAGACUAACUUACCGAUUCUUUCAGAGAACUCCGCUUCGGCGGUCCAUGUGGAGAUGAAGAGCCAGAAGUUGCCCCAGCCUCUGGUGGUGAUGAUGUAAGUCCAAAUUUGUAAAAUACAAGUAACAAUAUGCUAAAGUUCGUUCACUUUUACAUUAUUUUACCUGAAAUGCGGACAAAAUAUUGUAUGGAAAACUUUUUUCUAAAGGCGACAUUUUAUACGAAGAAACAUGACCGACAUAUUUUUGCAAAAGCAAAUUUUUGCCAAAAUUCCUUUGAUCUUUAUUAAAAAAUGUUCAAAAUCGGUUAGAAAAUGCUAUUUCUGUAUUUUAGGAAGCCAAGAAGAAGGCUGAAGAACGCGAACGCAAGAAGGCCGAAGUCCGUAAGCGUUUGGAAGAAGCCGGCUCCAAGAAGAAGGCCAAGAAGGGUUUCCUCACACCUGAACGUAAGAAGAAACUCCGUGUAAGUUUUCAAAACAAUUUUUUGUAUUUAACAAAAAUACUUUUUUAGCUUUAUUUUGUUAAUUUUGGGCAGUUUGUUGCCUAAACAAUGCUUUCUUCCAAAAAUACUGCUGUCAAGCAGAGUAAUGGAUUAGAUAUUCUUGGCUAAGAUCUCAUGACCAUAUUUUUAGAAAUUGUUGAUGAUCAAAGCCGCUGAAGACUUGAAACAACAACAAUUGAAACGCGAACAAGAACGUCAACAGGUCCUCCAAAAACGUAUCGUCCCUCUUCCAGAUGUCGACACCAUUGACGACAAGGGUAAGCAAAAGAUGGACAACAAUCUUACGAAUCUUUCAAUCAGUUUUGUUUUUAAUUUUAUAUAAAAAACAGAUUUUAAAGCGAUAUUAACCAUGAGGUCUCGCCAUGGAUAAUAUAAUUUGAAAGCUGCAUUCUUUAUGCAUUUUGGGGAAAAAAUUAAACAAUGAUUUUUUAGGCAAAUUGGAGUCCAUCUACAACGAGCUCUUCUCCCGCAUGGUACAGCUCGAGGAAGAGAAGUACGACAUCAACGCCUUGGUCAGCGAGAAAGACGCCCAAAUCAACGAACUCACCAUCGCCGUCAACGACUUGCGCGGUAAAUUCGUUAAGCCCACCUUGAAGAAGGUUUCCAAAUACGACAACAAGUUCAAGAAGGCCGCCGCCGGAGGUGGCGAAGGUGGUGCCACCGAGAAGGCCGACUUCCGCUCCCAACUCAAGGUCGUCAAGAAGGAGAACGCUUUGGAUGUCUUGAACAAGAAGGUGAGUUGUUGUACAAAGGGGAGUGAGUUGCGGAUGGUCUUUUGAACUUUUUAAGUAUAACUUUAUAAAUUGAUGAUUUUGACCAUAAUUCGUCCAAAAAUGACCGAACACUAGAUUUUAAGUAAUCAAUGUGUAAAAUACGUUGCGUGCUUAAUUUCAACUUAAAAUUUACCAAAUUUCAGCAACAACAAAAAUCAGAGAAGCCAGAAUGGUCCAAGAAGGGAGGCGCCAAGGCUGAUGCCCCACCAACGCCCGCCAAGACCGAAGCCGAAGAGAAGCCAGCUGAGGAGGAGAAGCCGGCCGAGGAAGAAGUUGUGGAAGAAGAAGAAGGUAAAUAAUUUACUGUGGGCCCGAUUUUAGGCUUAUAAGAUGUAUUUUUAUAACAAUUUCGAAUUUAUAUGACGUAUAUUGCAAAAGCUAAAUGUUUUUAAAAAUAUUUUUUAAAGAUUUAAAUAUCGUAUUUGACUUUCAGGUGAAGAGGAAGAAGAAGAGUAA
Molecule: messenger RNA, 2361 nt
Organism: Bursaphelenchus okinawaensis
Lineage: Eukaryota; Metazoa; Nematoda; Chromadorea; Rhabditida; Aphelenchoididae
Source: the annotation of a GenBank genome assembly